Molecule: messenger RNA, 772 nt
Organism: Hordeum vulgare subsp. vulgare (domesticated barley)
Lineage: Eukaryota; Viridiplantae; Streptophyta; Magnoliopsida; Poales; Poaceae
Exons: 1
Coding region: 73-477 (134 amino acids)
Source: RefSeq, a predicted model, not a curated record
CGCCGCACGAAAGGCACAAGGGAACCGGAUUCUGAGAGGGAGAGGGAGGUUAACCGGUCCAAGAAGGUGGGCAUGGAGGCGGUGGAGUCGUCGGCGGUGGUGAGCUGCGAGUGCUGCGGCCUGGAGGAGGAGUGCACCGGCGAGUACAUCUGCGGCGUGAGGGCCUACUUCGGGGGCCGGUGGCUGUGCGGGCUGUGCUCCGAGUCCGUCAAGUACGAGGCCGGCCGCAGCAAGCAGCGCGCGGCCAUGGGCGUGGAGGAGGCCGUGCGGGCGCACAUGGCCUUCUGCCGCAUGCUCAGGCGCGGCGGCCCCGCCGAGCGCGUCGCCGAGGGUAUGUGCCAGAUGCUCAGGCGCACCGCGUCCGGGAAGCACCGGGCCACCUUGUCGUCCUCGUCGCGGCGGACAGCGCCGGCGCCGGCGUCGUCGUCGUCCGGGCACCACCGCGCCUCGGUGUCGCCGCUGUCCAUCGGUCUCUGAAUCUUUCGUCGAUCCUUUGCCCAAGAAGGACGCUCGUACGUACGUACGUACGGCACGGCGGCGAGCGGCCGUGCGCCUGAGUUGAGUUGAUGCCUGGCUCUUUCGUGUGACGAGGUGCAUGCAUGCUUCGGAAGUAGGUCUUCCUCCUCGCCUCAGAGCACAAGCUAGCUAGCUAUAUACAGUAUAUUUUGUUGAUCAGAUUCCGAAAACUGCACACAAGUGUUGGAGUUCAUUGAUAUAUCUUUUAUGUGUAAGCUUUGAUCGAUUGAUCCAAUGCAACUUAAUUACGAUCCGA